AUGGCUCCCUCUAUCUCCCUCGACCACACCUUACCCGCGGUUGUCCCUGAGUCCAACGAGACCCCAGCUGCUUUCGCCCCUACCAAUGACCUCUUCUCCCUCGCGGGCCGCACAGUUGCCAUCACCGGCGGUGGCCGUGGUCUAGGAAUGACAUUGACCACCGCUGUACUCGAAGCUGGUGGCGAUGUCGCCUGUAUGGAUCUCCUGCCUGAGCCGAGUACAGAAGAGUGGGUUGCCGUUCAAAAGCUUGCGAAGUCGAAGGGCCUGCAAGCCACUUACAACAAAUGCGACGUCACCGAUGAGGAAGCUACCGAGACAUUGCUAGAAAAGAUCGCAGCUGAUGGAAAGGCCCGCAACAUGCCCUUGCGUGGUCUUAUCACCUGCGCUGGAAUUCAGCAGAUGGUACCCGCUCUUGAUUACCCCGUUGACGGGUACCGCAAAAUGCUCGAUGUCAAUGUGCUCGGAACGUUUAUUCCUGCCAAGCACUUCUCACGCAUCUUGGUUAAGGAGAAAGCUCCUGGAAGUAUUGUGAUGAUUGCGUCGAUGUCGGGCCAGAUUGCCAACCGGGGUUUAACCUGCACUGCCUACAACUCGUCGAAGGCGGCCGUCCACCAAAUGUGCCGAUCUGUCGCCCAAGAAUGGGGCCAGCACAACAUUCGUGUUAACACACUUUCUGCUGGGUACAUUCGCACUGCUAUGACAGACGCGUUACUCAAGGAGAAGCCCGAGGUAGAAGAGACAUGGAUGCGUGGCGCUCUUCUCGGUCGCCUAGGCGCUCCUGAGGACUUCAAGGGUCCUACAAUCUACAUGCUCACUGAUGCUAGUGCCUGGAUGACUGGUGCCGAUCUACGUGUUGACGGUGGACACUGUGCCUCGGCUUAA
Penicillium pulvis is the source of this 882-nucleotide messenger RNA. Its product is annotated as oxidoreductase, short chain dehydrogenase/reductase family. The record is from RefSeq and is a predicted model, not a curated record. The transcript has 4 exons. Bases 1 to 882 code for a protein of 293 amino acids. NCBI's taxonomy places the organism in Eukaryota, Fungi, Ascomycota, Eurotiomycetes, Eurotiales, Aspergillaceae. Gene Ontology annotation, molecular function: oxidoreductase activity, acting on NAD(P)H, oxygen as acceptor. Gene Ontology annotation, cellular component: intracellular anatomical structure.